AAUUUAGUUUGACUUUAUUAAUUUUAGUAAAUUAAUUAUUGACAACUAACUGUACCAACUACCAGCUACUAGUUCUGGCAAUACGAUCAAAAACAUCAACAUCUCAGUUUUAUUUUGUACGUUUCAGAUAUUUUGUUUGUUAUUGUAGUGCGUAUAUAUCGAACUAUGUGUACUUUUAUAAAAGGCUUUUGAGUUGCAAAAAACAAGUGCGCACUUAAAGCCCUUCCCAAGUAUAAUGUCUCCGAUUACGGCUUGGGAAAAACUUCAACAGAAUCUACAUGGAGAAGACUUUCAACAGAUAUAUAACGAUCAUUUUCCUAUUGAAGUGCGACAGUUGUUAUCUCCAUGGUUUGAAACUAAAGCUUGGACUGACAUCGAUCCAGAUAAUUUAGAGCAUGAAGGUUAUAUUAAAGGUUUAUUUGUGUCUUUUGUGGAUGAAAUAGUAACUAAAGCUAAUUCUAUGGUAACUAAUGAACAGUUUGUCAGUAAAUUGAAAUUAAUUGAUACUGCCAAAUUAUAUAAAGAGAAGUACUCUCAAAAUCCAAAAGAGUUGAUAAGAAUCAUUAAAAAGUGUUUGGAAUCAGAAUCCUUAAUGGCUCAACAAAAUAAUUCCCUAAUGGAGGUAAAUGUAAAAUCUUCUCAAGAAUUGGAAAACAUUGAAAUUAUGCAACAGAUGGAAUUGAUAAGUAACCAUGUUACACAUACAAAUGAGAUUCGCAUGACAAUUCAAUCUGACAUUGAUUCUUUCAAUAUUUUGUACUCUGAAUGUUCUAAAUGUACUCAACAUCUACAACAUAUGAGGAAUCAAAGAAUGAGUAUUCCUCAAGGACCUGAAAUUGAACGUAAAUUAAAACAAGAAAAAGAAUUGUAUGAAGGACAAUUAAAGACUCAAUCAUUAAGUCUUAACAAUGCUCUUUGUGUCUACAUAAACAAACUUAAUGAAUCAUUAAAUUUGCUCAGUCCUGUUCAAGCUCAUAUUAUUGAUAAGGCAUUAAUUCAAUGGAAACGUGAACAACAGUUAGCUGGUAACGGAUAUAAAUACAUGAAAGAUAUAGAUGUCAUACAAACUUGGUGUGAAAAGUUAUGUGAUUUAAUAUGGAUAACUCGUUCACAAAUUAAAGAAGCUGAUCGUUUCAGAGUGAAUUUGGGCCGUUAUUUUGAAUUACCUCAGUCAUGUGAAAUAAUUAAUACACUUCUUGAUAUGACAACACAGUAUCUUUCAUCAUUAGUGGCAAGUACUUUUGUUAUCAUAACUCAACCACCUCAAGUAUUGAAAACUAAUACAAGAUUUGUAGCUGAAGUUCGUCUAUUAAUUGGAGGAAAACUCAAUAUUCAUAUGACAUCACCUGUGGUUAAAGUAUCUAUAGUCAGCGAAUCUCAAGCAAACCAAAUAAUUGGAAGAAACAAACCAGAUGGAGAAUCUUGUGGUGAAAUAUUAAAUUGCACUGGAAAAAUGGAAUAUCAACCUGUCCAGAGACAUUUAUCUACCAAUUUCCGAAGUAUGCAAUUAAAGAAAAUUAAGCGCACGGAAAAAAAAGGCACAGAAUCUGUCAUGGAUGAAAAAUUCUCAAUUUUAUUUUCUUCAAAAUUUUUCAUUGGUAAUGAACUUCAGUUUGAGGUGUGGAAUUUGUCAUUACCUGUAGUAGUUAUUGUGCACGGAAAUCAAGAUCCUCAUGCUUGGGCUACUGUAACUUGGGAUAAUGCUUUUGCUGAACCUGGUCGUGUUCCAUUUAAUGUUCCUGACAAAGUACCAUGGAGAAAUGUGGCAGAAGCUUUGAAUAUGAAGUUUUCUGCAGCUACAGGCCGUGGUCUUUCAGAAGAAAGCUUGACAUUUUUGGCUGAAAAGGCAUUUAGAAUGCAAAAUGUGGAUUUCAAUCAUAUGGUUUUGUCAUGGUCACAAUUCUGUAAAGAACCAUUACCACAAAGAAGUUUCACAUUUUGGGAAUGGUUUUAUGCCGUGAUGAAAAUAACUAGAGAACAUCUAAAAGGUCCUUGGACUGAUGGUGCCAUUAUGGGAUUCAUAAGAAAGUCUGAUGCAGAAGAGAUGUUGACAAGAUAUGCUACGGGUACAUUUUUAUUAAGAUUUUCAGAUUCAGAAUUAGGUGGGCUAACUGUUGCCUGGGCUGGAUCUAAUGAUUCAGACGCUUAUAGUUUACAUCCUUUCUCAGCUAAGGAUUUAUCAAUUCGGAACUUGGCUGAUAGACUAUUGGACUUGCCAUAUCUCACAAAGUUAUAUCCUGAUAUUGAUAAAAACCAAGCAUUCGGAAAAUACUAUACACAACCACCAAAUAUUAGCACACCUGUUACAAGUAAUGGAUAUUUAAAGCCAUUACUAGUUACUCAUGUUCCUGGUUGGGGUGGACCUGGAACUAACGGACAAGGAAUGAAUAGCUAUCCAAACACUCCUCAGAACCACAUGUUUCAUGUUAACAGCCCUGGAAAUUGUAGCAUUCGAGAAACAUCAUCAGUGCAUAGUGAACCAGUGAAUAAUAUGAUGGCAUUUGGAAAUGAUUCCUUAGAAAUGGAUUUUUCUUCGAACUUAAAUGACAUAUCGCAUGUGGAUGAAGCGUUUUUUUAAAAGUAAUUUAGAUAUGUUAUCUUAUAGUCUAGAUUAGGUAAAUCAUUCAAUGUCAUAACGAUUAAAGUAUACAUAACUGCUUGUGUUAGUGUGAAACUUUGAUAUAUUUCCUUAUUUUUUUUUUUUUAUAGUUUUUAGUAUAAAAAUAUUGACGUACAUAUUAUACUCAACUGUUAUGAGCAAACCUUUUUUCAACCCAAUUUGAGUGUAUAGUUUUAUUAUUAUUUAUCGCCAUUGAUUUAUUAUUUCUUUUAUUUGAAAUAUGCAUUUAUUAUUAUUACCUUAGAAUUAUUAUUAUUUUUGUAUAUUAUUAAAAACAAUUUAUGUGAUCAUCAAGUCCUUAUGGUGCUUAGUUAACAAACUGCUUCGUUUCGCUGUUAUUACUUAUUAUUAUUAUUAUUAUUAUUAUUAUUAUUAUAUUUAAAUAUUAUGUCAAAACAUUAUUCCAUCAAAUAUUGAUCAGGUAAUUAUUUUG
Messenger RNA from Rhopalosiphum maidis (corn leaf aphid), 3053 nucleotides. RefSeq names its product signal transducer and activator of transcription 5B-like. Gene Ontology annotation, molecular function: DNA-binding transcription factor activity, RNA polymerase II-specific; RNA polymerase II cis-regulatory region sequence-specific DNA binding. Bases 236 to 2578 code for a protein of 780 amino acids. Gene Ontology annotation, biological process: cell surface receptor signaling pathway via JAK-STAT; defense response; regulation of transcription by RNA polymerase II. The transcript has 16 exons. The record is from RefSeq and is a predicted model, not a curated record. NCBI's taxonomy places the organism in Eukaryota, Metazoa, Arthropoda, Insecta, Hemiptera, Aphididae.